This is a messenger RNA of Cinara cedri, 18134 nucleotides long. The record is from the annotation of a GenBank genome assembly. Lineage: Eukaryota; Metazoa; Arthropoda; Insecta; Hemiptera; Aphididae.
AGCCGCGUUGUAUGCCUGCGCAUUGCUUUCAGUUUGCGUCGUACCACCGCAGCGGACCACCGUCAAGAGGCGCAGGUGCAGUUUAACUCGCACACAUACAGGUAAAUUUAAUUACUAUUCCAUAUAUUAUAUAGUUAACUAUAAUUUUUUUAAAAUAAUAUGCCGUUCUAUUAAACGUUUUGAUUGUAUGUUUAUUUCGAUGUAUACAUAUAUUAUAUUAUACACGUACACAUUAUAUCGAGGUAGGUGCAUUUUGUGUAUUCGAUUAGGUACAUACACCUGUACCCGAGCCGUUGUCCGAUUAUUUUUUUAAUAAGUAUAGAUAAUUUCGACGCCGUUUUAAUCGCGUUAUUAUAUUGUACGUUUGUUUUUAUAUUAUAAAAACCAUUUUUAGAGUGGCUGUAACCGAAUGGUCUUGUCGCGCGAAGGCGAUUUGGACAAAGGUGGCCGCUAUAACCGCGAACGCAAGGCGGACCGCUCCGAGUUUUCCGCCAAGGCGUUAACAUUCAGCACGAUGGCCGUUCUUUGGUGCGCGUUUUUGUUAGUCGCCACUUCCAUCUUGCCGGCGUCCCGUAUGGUGGCCGGCAGCCAGCUGUACACCAACACGUUCUCGGUCAAGCUUCACGGCCCGGACGGCGCAAAUGGUCACGUAGACGAGGCGGUGGCCCAUCAAGUGGCCAAAAGGGCGGGCAUCGGUUUCCAAAACGUCGGAAAGGUAUACAUAACAAAAUAUAUUAAUUCAUACCUAUAAUAUUAGUGUAGCGUUUUGCGGUUGCGAGCGUUUUUCUUCGGCGGUAUAAAAAUUUAAAAAAUCCUUCAUUUAUAAUUUAAAAAUGAAAAAAAUAUGAUUCACUAAUAUACCUACGUAUAUAUAUACUGUAAUAUACGAUGGCAGUAACUAUUAGUUGUAUACGAGAGAGAGAUAGAGAGAUAGGGAGAGAGAGAGAGAGAGAGAGAGAGAUAAACCUCUCCGCGGGCUAGUGCCGAAUUAAUUUCGUUCAAGUUUUCCUCGCAUUCUUCCUGUAAACGUAUUUAUAUUAAACGGUAAUAGCCGCGGCGGUGACCGAGCAUCAGGUGUAUUUUUUAAAUUAAAUAUUGUGGUUGGGCGGGCGCUCGGAAUCUAUACGGUCGACGACGGUGCGUGUCAUAAUAAUAAUAAUAUAUCGACCGCGGCUGCUGGCGACCGUCGUUCGUGGGUGGAAAACGGGGUAGGUACAACAGCCGCCGCCGCCACUUCACCGCGGCCACCGCCGCUUUUUCAGUAAACUUUGUACAACGCGUAUACAGGGUGAUUUUUUUAUUUUCAUCACGAUCUAACGAUUUUCUCGUCGGGUUUUUAGUACAGUUUCAAUCGUUACGAAGUUGCUUAUGUUUUAUUUUAACGUUAUAAUUACUAUCAGACGUGUACCCCUAUAAACUCUUCUUACAUCUUAAACUAGUAUUAACUUUUAAAACUUUUGACUAUCAAAUGGCCGCACCCAUUCCCUCCAACAUUCCUGCCUCCCUGUUUUCUACGCGGAUUAAAAUAUAUAUAUAUAUUUAUAUAUUCCCAAAACAUUUCGAUUGGCGCAUAUAACACGGCUAACCUACUUACCGUUUUUAACAGUUUAAACUGGUAAUCCGAUAUUAGCUGUUUUAAGCGCAUAUAAUAUCAGCAUUCUUGGUCAAUAGUAUUCUCUUUAGGAAUCCAGUUUUAAAACGGGAAGAGAAAUAUAUUUGAAAAUCAAAAGUUCAUAUGUCCUUACGAUGUACGGUAUAAUGGUAGAACUGAGGACAUUUUGAAAAUCUUGUAAAUAUAAGAUCGUUAAGCGAGUCUAUUAAAACUGAAUUUUAAUCAAAAUCUGCGAACAUAAUCGCCGGAUCGUAAUAAACAAUGAACACCCUGUAUUGGUGGAGGUACGAAUCCGCGGGUGGCGGCGGUAACGGCCUUUGUACCCGAGGUGGACGAGCGGAGUUAAACGCCUCUCUGUUUCCCCAUAGAGUUCCGCUGACGUCAUCACCAGCAGCGUAAUUUAUAUUUCAUUUAAUUUCGGAGAACUUUCUUAUAUACUCACGUACCUAAUCAUAUUAUACAAACAUAUAUUCGUGUGUUAUACAUAGGAGAAAACGAAUAAAGUAUCAUAUUACACGGUUGAACAUAGCAAUAUAGGUAUAAUAAUAUUAUUUUAUUGUGCAAAAAUAUAACAAAAUUACCUGCUUCGAGAAAUAUUUAUACAGAGCGUAUACGGCAGUGACGGAUUGUUCUUUCGCACAGAUCAACUCAAUUUAGGACGUUCCAUACCUACCGUAUCAUCAUUUAUGGGAUAUUCGGAAACGUCGAUCCCCUAUAAAUUAUUCCAUAGUGUAUGAUUAGCGUUUAAGAAGAGAGUAGAUAAAUUAUUGAAAAUAAUAUUUUGGAACUGGGACUUAAGGUGGUAUACCUAAUACAAAAGUUAAGUUAGGUUAUCUGCUGUAGUGCUUGCAUGAAAAAUAAUUUAGAAGUGAGAGACAAAAGUGUAUAAAACAAAUAUGCGUAAUUUAAAAUUUAAUUAUCAUAUCUAUAAUGGGUAGGAUAUAUUAUGUUCAUAAUGUCUAUUCGAGCCAGUUAUAAGGUAGUAUGUGACACCUCCUCCCAAAACAUUUUUACUAUUGAGUCGGCAAUAAAACAAUAAUUUAGUUUUAAAUUUGACAAAACUAAUAUAUUAUUUUUUUUAAACAUUUCAUUACAUAUAUGAUUACUUUUUUAUUAUUAUCGUCAAAUUUAUUUUAAUUUACUUAUCAAUGAACAAAAUAUUGAAUUCACACAUUUUUUGAAAUCAGAAAAUUUUAUGUUUGGAGUCAGUAAAUUUUUAAUCACGUCCCUCUGUCGAUUUUUGUUAACACCCGAAAUGUGUCUAUUAUAAAAUAUUUGAAGAAGUAUGUUAAAAUAUGUUUAGAAAAUAAGAGGUAGGUACUCAGUUCCCCUAGUGUCCUCUUUUCACUAAUUCAACCACUGGUUAUUUGUAAAAACAUAAUAUUUAUAUAUUUUUCUUAAACAAUUAAUUAAGGCUGAACUUCUUAUCUACCCUCAUCUCUGGCCAUCUUUUAUAAAAUGAAAAAUAUAAACAAAAAACUUAACCUAAACUAUUUUUCCUUUUUACUUAUUUCAUACAUAUAUUAUUGGAUUUUUCAGUAUUAUAUUUCAUGAGAUAUGUAGGGUGGCUGUACCCGCAGUCAAGGUUUUAGGUUAUUGAUUGCGAUUGACGUUAGGAUGUGGUGGAAAUAUAAAUGACGUUGUUAUAUAUUUUAAUGGCUACUGGUAAAAGCUUUUAUAAAAUGACAGAGGGUUCAAUUCAUGUAAUAUAUAUAGUAUAUGGAUUGAGAAGGGAUUGACAUAAAUUGAUUGAAUGUUUGUCAUUAAAUAUUCUCUCGGGACCCUUCAUUUCUACAUUAUAUUAUUUAUAAAUAUUGUGAAAUAUUUUUUUUCUUCUAAUAAUUUUAAGAAUAUUAUUUUUUUUAAUGUUUGUGAAAAACGGUCUUUUAUUGAUAUUUUGGUGUGAUUUAAUAUGGAAUGUGCAUUCGAUGAGUACACACGAAUACAACAUUUUUCAAAUAAUAUUAUUAAUUUUAUAAUAAGAGAGGGGGGGGGGGGAUUUAAAUACCCCAAAAAAUUCCAAAAUCCGAUUUAUACCUAUAAACUAAAAUGAUAAAAUAUAGAAACUUAUAUCUCCACUAUUAAAUGAUGAAAUUUUGAAUGAUGUGAAAUGCAAAAUAAUUUAUUAUUAACAACUAAAAUGUCCACAAAAAUCAACUACCAUGUUAAAAAAUGUGCACCUAUGACCUAUAUGGCUAUAUAUAUAGGAUAUUGAUGGUUAGGUUAGGUAACCUGUUGUAGGUGAGAAGUUGGAAAGGUAGAGGGGAAAUUUAAUGUACAUCUAUAAGCAACGAUUAACCAUUGUUAACGAAAAACGAUUUUUAACGGAGUUCGGUUAAGUGUUGCUUUGUGAACAAUAUAUAUGCAAUAUUAUUGUUUUAAAAUAAUUACAUAUGUAUUAUAUAUUUUGUAUUUUAAUAAUAUUUGUUUAAUAUUGUACCUAUUUUCCUGUUUUUCCUAUACGGUUUUCCCAGGUUUUUCCAUUUAUUAUGAAGCUGAAAAAUCAAAAAAUAAUCUCCCUAUAGUACAAACCCAGUCAGAUUUCCUUUCAGAAAAAGUGCUAUAAUUGAAAAUUGAAGAAAAUUUGUUGGAAGAAAAGUUGUUCAAAGAUAAAAACAAAAAAUAAACCUCAUUGUAAAAUCAAUAUAUUCUUUGCUCCACUCAAAAUCUAAAAUGUAAAAAUAUCAGCCUACCCGUUCCUCCGCCCUAUAGGGUUUGACCACCACUGUUAUUGUCAAUAUGUAGGUAGUUAUUAUAUAUUUUAUUUGAUCGAUUUAUUCGCUGAAACGAAUUCAUUGAGUGUAUUAUAUUAUCGAAAUGACGCACGUGUAAGGUAUGAGUAUUAAGUAACAUAUGGAAGGGCGGAGGCGGACUGCCUAGAAAAUUCUUAAUAAACAUACAGAAUUUCUUACGAUGAUCCGCCAUUUAAAAUAAUUGUUUAAUUAAAUAAUUCUAUUAAACAAUUUUAGUUGGGGAAACAUAAAAUAAAAAAGCCGGACAACUUCACACGAUGGGUAGGUCACUUUUGUAGGUGGGAAGUUGAGAAGGUAAGAUAUAGACGGAAAUUUAAUGUAUAUUUGUAAGCAAAGAUUAACCAUUGCUUACGAAAAAAAACGAUUCUGAGUGGAGUUCAGUUGAUAGUGUUGUUUUGUCAACAAUAUAUAUGUCAUAUUAUAGUAAAAUAACUACAUGUGCAUUAAACAUUUUCUUUAAUAAUAUUUGUUUAAUAUUGUACCUAUUUUCUUGUUCUUCCGGUUUUCUUAUAUUUUUUCCCAUAUAUUGAGAACACUUUUAAAAAAAUCGAAAAAUAACUCUUUUAAAGUACUAUCCCAGUCAGAUAUACUUUCAGAAAAAGUGCUACGUUUGUAAACUACAGCUAAAUUGCUGGUAGAAAAGUUGUCCAUAGAAAAAAAAUAAAAAAAUAAACAUCAUUGUAAAACCAAUACAUUCCUUGCUUCACUCAGAAUCUAAAAAAUAUUUUAAAAAUAUUAAAUUGAACAAAAGUUAUUUCAAGUAGCAGAUCACCGAAUAGCUAUAUUAACAUCCCUUCCAUAGUAUCUACCAUACACAUUUUCUUUUAAGAGUGGGUAAAUAUUUUAGCUAAAAUACUUAAUAUAUGUGUAUUACUGUAUAAUGUCAAUGACCAAUGGCAUAUCCAAGAUUUUUUAAUGGCUGGGAUGGACUUAGCUAAACAAAUAUUUAACUAAGAAAAAAAAUGUUUUAUAGAAUACAUUAUUUGUACUAUGUUAAAUAAAUAUUGGAAAUGUGCAUUGAUUAUUAUUUUAUUAGUAACUUGCUGAUUUACUCGGUAUUUCCCGGGAUCAUGCUUAUAAGGUGUAAAACUAUAGGGUAUACCGUACACGCUCAUUUAUGAAUUUGAGCAACAAAUAUUCUAAUUUUAUAAGCACGAAACUAAUCAGAUUUAAUCAUUUAAAAAGCCAAUUGCUUUUCGUCUUUUAUGUAUAAAAUAUGAUACAAAUAUUAUUAUUAGUAGUAGCUCAAAAUUGAUUACCGUUAUUAUUUGGAAUCAGUAUAGUUUUAGCGAUUAUUUAGUCGAAACUUAAUACUAUAUUAUUAUUAUUAACUGACGUCAUGAAUUCCUAAUAUAUUUUCGUUUAUUCUACAAUAAUUAUCUCCUUAGUCCUUUAGCAAACUUGCUUGAGUAAUUUGUGUUAUGGAUUGAAUUAAAUAUUUAACCGGAUUAUGAAGCGUGUUGUAUGUAUUUUAAUUAUCAUCAUUCAUCAUCAUGUUAUUGUCAGUACAUACGUUUAUAUGUAUUCUGACGAUUACCUACAUAAUAUUAUUAUAUUAAGUUUGUAUAUUAUAUUUGUUUACUCAGUAAAAUUAAAAGAAAAGCAGCAUAUAAACUUCGCACUAGAGAGUACAUUUUAUUAAUUUUACUAUUGCAAAUCAAUAAGCGUGCCUGAGCGUGAGAGAAACAGGAACAUCGGUUAUAUAAUAUUACCUCAGCCCGGAGGCUAAAAUAUAUACUUUUUCGUACUGCACACUUCAUAUCUUACCAUACUAUAUCAUAGAUAUCAUCAACCCCUUUCCCCACUAUGAAAUCGUUAUGUAUAUAUAUAUAUAUAUAUAUGAUUAAUAUUCUUUUUAAAAAUUAACUUAAAACAGUUUUAUAAAUAUAUAACUAAUACAAUCUACUCAUCAUGAAUAUAAUAAAUAUUAAUUACACACAUGAUCAUAUUUGAUUUUUUAAUUUAAUAGCAUAUUUCCUAUGAAUUAAACAUCGAUAAUAAAAGUUUAUAUAAUAGAUUCUGUGCCUUAAUUAUCUUUGAAAUAAUAUGUAAUUACUGUCAAUAUUUUACGAGUUAACUUGAUGUUAUUUAAAAUUUUAAUAAAAAUAUAUUUUCGAAUAUUUUUUUCUCAAAUAAUAAUUAUUAAAAGUGCAAAACAUGUAAAAUUAAAAACGAAUAUAAAUAAAUAUCAUAAUAUAGCCGCUACACACUUUAGGAGUAUAGCGAGGGAUCUAAUUGUUUUACUAAAAUAUAAAAUACAAACAAAAUAAAACACAUAUUUUGUUUGUAUUUUAUAUUUUUUUUGUCUGUGAACAACUUUUCUACCAGAAAUCUUGCUCCAAAGUAUCCAGUGUAGCACAUUUUCUGAAAGGAAAUUUUCUGUUGUUGGUGCAUUAAGGAGGUCUAAAGAAGGUCGAUUUUCUAAGGGAUUUUCAAAAUAAUAAGGAAAAACUUGAAAGAAAAUUAUAAGUAAAAUGGUAAAUAUUUACGGUGCGCCGCCGCGGCGUUAUUGAAUUCAUUAUUUUAAAUUUCUAUACAUAUAAUGAUCAUCGAAAAAUAACAGGAGUUCGAUUUUGUUCUUUUUAAUAUAUAGCCAUUGUCAAUGAAUAGCUGUUCUUCAAUUUCUUAAAUAUUUUUCAUAAUUUUUGAGAAAAACCAAAAAAGACGAAAAAUACGAUCUUUUGUCAUCUGGAAUGACAAGUACGUACAACUAUUUAUCUACGACAAUACUAUUGACAUUUGACAAUAUACUGAGUUAUUUAACAUAUAAAUACAUAUAAUAUCAGAACUUCAAAAAGUUAUAAUUGCGAAACUAAUUCAGUCCAUUUAAUUCUGACUCAUUAUCGUUCUUAAUGUUCAAAACAAAAUUGAAAAGUUUUCAUAGAUCGUAACUAGUUUUGUUUCUCAUAAUUUUUUACUUAAACGAUUUUCAUCAAAAUUUGAAAUUAAAAUUCCUUUAUAAAAAAAAAUAUUACAUUAAGCCCAAAUUUGUCUUUUUUGACCACAAAGUAUAACUUUUAAUGAACCUCCUGUUAAAUUUGCAAACAUUUCUGUUAAGUCUAAAAAUUCUAUUUACAGAGUACCUGCUGAAUAAAAAUUACGUAUAAAACUCUCAAAAUUAAACUGUCUUUAAAUAGCUUAAAAAGGGCUAAAAUGUUUUAAAAAUUUCACCAUGUCUAUAAUAGGCAAAAACAAGUUUUGUGUCCAAAUUUCAACUGAAUUGUAAUAAAUAACAAAAUUAAAAAUAAUACAAGCAUUAUUUUCAUAUAUUUUCUCAUUUUUCUUAUGUUUCAUUCCAGGUUUUCCCAAAUAUUAUGAAAACCUCCUGGAAUAUCAAAAAAUGAGCUUUUUAUAGUACCAUUAAAAAAAAAUUAACUUUUAGAAAAAAAGCCACACGUACACACAGACGUGUGCAGUCCUUUGUGGCAGGGUUAGCCAAGCCAAUUUUGAAUUUGUAUCAAGGGCGUAUUUGAGGAGGGAAGGAAAAGUCAUUAGUCCCCAAAGGUAAUUAAGUAUUCAUGAAUUAAUAAUUCAUGAACAUAAAAUUCAAACGAGCCAUAUGUUUUUAGAAGGGUAGGGAAAAAAAUGAUUAUACAAAAAUUCCAUAUAAACGCAUUAAUUUUGUUCCUUAUAAUAAAUCUAAAAUAAUUAUAAAAAUUACAAAAAAAUAAUUAUAUUUACAGUUAAUUAUAAAUUAUAAUAAUUUAAUCAUAUUAAAAUUUACAAAUGUAUAACUCCAUUCUUCUAUCUUUUGAAGUUAAAAUUUUAAACUGCUCAAUCACCUCAUCAAUAUUGGAGUUAUAAGCUAAUUUUUGCUCAAUGAACAUUUUUAACAGACCAUCAAAAUGUUCUUGUGUUAUCAAACUACAUACAUUUGUUUUUAUUAUGCUUAGAUUGUAUGACAACAAAUAUUUUCAGUAUUUUGAAAAAAUUAAUAAAUAUAUUUUCUCUUCCACAACUAGGUUCUUAUAACCAUUUAAUAAAUUUAUCAAUAUUAACAUUUUAAUCCUUUUGUAAAUUUUCAAAAAGUUUCUGGGUAAAAAGGUAAAGUUUCUGUUUUAAGUACUUUACUGUCGAUAUUAAAUGAUUCCUUUAACAAGUUAAUAUUUGUAUAACUAAUUUGAAGACUUAAUAACAUAGCGACAUUUUUUAUCAUUUGAGUGGUUUCUUGAUUAAACCUAAUAUUUAAAGCAACAAUCAUAUUGUCUAAAGUAGUAUAACAAACUUGUCUCAUUUCAUCUUCUUUUGUGUUAAAGUUGUUUUGUGUUUGACUUAAGCUAUCUAUUUUUUUUAGAAAUUUUUCUUUGUCUAGUUACUGAAAUUUCAAUUUUAUUAUCAUCACACAAUUUGGCAGAAUCGUUAAAAAAAUUCUCAAAAUAUGAACUGUUGUUUCUUAUUGAAUUGAGUGAUUUUUUAAGAUUUCAACAAGUUACAUUGCCAUUAAAAAUAUAUAUUAAGUGAUUGUAAUUAUGAACUGGUUUUCAAUAUUAAAGUAAGGAUGGGGUCAAGCAUUUCCAGGGAAAUAUAAAUUAAAAACUUUUUAUAUGAGUAAGUUUACCUGAACCCUUUGCUCGUAUAUCUGCUUGAUUAGUAAAAUUAAUUAUUUUAUCAAUAGAAAUGAGAAGAGAAGAGUAGUUAAAUUCCAUGGAACUUACAGCUUCAAAGCGACCGGCCCAUCUAGUAGUUGAUAUUGAUUUUAAAGUUUUAAGCUUUACAUUUGUGAAAUUGACUAUUUUUUCAUAAACUGCAUGGCGUACACAACUUCCUUCAACAAAGUUACAAAGUAACAAGUAAGAAAUGUCACUCUGUGAUACAGGUUGACUCGCAGGAGGGGCCAUGGGUCCACCUGCGCCCUCCGUGCGUACGCCUAUGCACGUACAUAUCGGAGCAAGGUUUCUGGUUACAGAAUUUUUGUUAUAGUAAUAAAAAAAAAAAUUAUAAUGAAAAAAUAAACGUCAUUGUAAAACCAAUACAUUCUUUGCCACACUGAGAAUCUAAAAUGUAUUAUAUUAUAUCAACAUUUAUUGCAUAAAUGUAGGUAUUAAACGGGAACCAAUUCGGUUCACCUUCAUAAAAUACCUUUUUGAAACGAGAAUCAAUUUGGCAUGUGUGAUAUGAACUCGGGAACCGAUUAGAAUAUAUCCAAAUUAAUAUGCCUAUUCAAUUUUAUCUUUAAUCAUUAUCUUCCGGAACACACCUCAAUAACAAUUUUUUAACAUUGCUUUAGAAUUUGAUUUCUGGACGUGUUUAAUAUUCACUUGUAAUAAAUUCUUAAUUAUGCCACGCAGAUUAAAAUUGUAAUUGUAUAGUUUUUAAACUAUGGUGGUAAUCGUUUGUUAACACUUAACAAUCUAAAAUGUUUAACCCCGAUACGCUUAUUAUUUUAUUAUACCUUUGAGUAUUAUAAGUGAUAAUACAAAUAACAAAUAUAUUUUAUUAUAUUACUAUAUUAAAUACUUAAUAUUUUAUUUUAGAUCCGUGGUACCAAAGAUGAAUUCCAAUUUGUGCAUCAUGGGUUACCAAAAAUACGUGGACGCCGAUCCAUACCGUCAGUUUUACUUUUGAAGAAAGACCCGUCUGUAAGUGAUGUAUUUUCACAGUAUAUACUAAUUAAUAUUUUAUUUACCUAUAGGUUUUUAUUUGUUUUCGAGGCUUCUUUUGCAAUCUGUCUUUUAACAAAAUGUAGUGUGCACGUACACAUACAUACGCUAUACAUUUAAAUAAUAUUUUGUAGGUGAAGUCUGUUCAUCAACAACCAGGGUUUAAGAGAGUGAAACGUGGAUACAAGCCUUUAAUGCCGUCGAUGUACUCGUAUUUGAGUAGACACGAAUUCUUAGCAAAUAAAUUUAACAGUUAUUUUGACAAAGCGGUUGAAAUCGACGAAGACCAAGAACGUUAUGGUCAAUUACCAAAGGAUCCGUUGUUCAAGGAACAGUGGUAUCUAAGGAAUACAGGACAAAACGGCGGUAAACCGAAGUUGGAUUUGAAUGUACGAGCAGCUUGGGCACAAGGAGUAUCGGGUAAAAACGUAACUACUGCCAUAAUGGACGACGGUAAGAAGAUAUUCAACUAUCUAAGCUAUUCAAUUUAAAAAGCUAUAAUAUUUUAAAAUUAACCCUAGUAUUUAAGUAAUAAAUACAAUUAUUCAUGUUACUAAAGUUAAGUUCGGUCGCAUUUAAGUCCCCCCCCUCAAUAAUAUGAAUGAGAAUAGGUACUUAAUAUUUUCAUAUCACAGUAAGAUGACGAUUAUAUUUUAUAUUGUUGGAUUAUUUGCAUCCUAAAACGAAUAAACAAUAAUUUAAAAUCAAAACAGGGGACUUUAGAGACCCAUGUUUUUGUAAAAAAAAAAAUUUCGAAUACAAAUCUCAAAAACAAAAUUGCAAACAACUAUGGACCAUUCUAAUAUCAUAGACUUAUAUUCACAUUGCAACUGUUGCAUACAAAAGUUUAAAAAUAACUGUUUAGUUUAUUUAUUUCUCAUUUUUAUUUUUUUUUUCAUGUACUUACCUACAGGAGUGGAUUAUACACACGAAGACUUGAAAUAUAAUUACGUGAGGAUAAUUCUUAAAUUAUACAAAUAUCUAUAGUGUAUAUUUAAUUACAUGUAUGCAAUAAAUAAUAUUACAAUUAUGUAGAAAAAUAUUCAAAUUAUGAUUUUGUAUACCUAGACUCGAUUGGUACAGUGUUAUAUAAAUUGAAAAAUGACACUUUUAUAUGAACUCGCUAUAUGGCGUGUUAACUAUGUUUUAGAGGAGCCACGGUUUUAUCAAAAUUUAGGUGGGUGGGUAAGACAAAACUGAUAAUUAUCGGAUAUAUUUUUUAAUAGUGUGAAUACCUACUUGAAAACUAAUUAAACAUUUUAUAAACAUAAAGUUUAAUGAAAAGGGAUAUUUUAAUAUAUCAUAAUAAUUUACGUAUAUUAUACCUAUUUACAAAUGUUGGUAUAAUUUAGUAUGGAUAUUCAAAUAAACUUAAUGGCGUAGGUGGUAAACAAAAAAAACCCUGACUCUUUAUAAUAAAAUAUAUAGUUCAACACGCCACCGUGAUGAACUAUUAUAAAAUGGAUACCUACUUAAUCGUUUAUAGAACGCGAGAGCCAGUUACGAUUUUAGCUCAAACGAUCCGUACCCGUAUCCGAGGUAUACAGACGAUUGGUUUAACAGUCACGGAACACGAUGUGCUGGGGAAGUGUCAGCAGCACGCGAUAACGGUGUUUGUGGUACUGGUGUGGCGUACGAUUCCAAAAUCGCCGGUAAAGUGUUUAGACAUCUUCUGUAAAUAUAUAAAUUGUAUAAAAUAAUACAAGUUAUGUAUAUUUUUUAAAUGAAAAAACAGCGGUGACUUGCAAGAUGAGGCAAGUUAGGUGCUGUCCCAAUUUACGGUUUUCAACCUUUGUGUGUUGGUGACCCAAAAUAUUUUCCCGAUUUUCGUGCGAUCUUUUUCUGAAAACAAUUUUCAAUGGGGGGCUCCUUAUGCUAACCAGCUCGCUUAAUUUUUUAAUUACCGUAAUUAAAAGAAACUAUUACCUUUUCUCUAUUUUUAAAGUAAUAUAAACGAAGUUUACAAUAUUGACAAUUGAUAUUAAAACAAAUGCCGGUAGCGGAUCAACAACUUGUCAAAUUCAAUUGUUUCCGUGAAUGUCAACCAAUAAAGUAUAUUAUUUAUAACAUUGAAAAACUUAAGCCCAAACUUAUACAUUUAUACUCGUUUGUUAAGAAAAAAAAUAUAUAAUGUUACAUUAAUUAUUUUUAAAACUAUUUUAUAAAGAUAGUCUAAAAUGAAAAUAUAAUGUGAUUAAGGUUUUAAGUUGUUGGUAACCUACUAAAAAUUAUUCAUAACCCAAAUUUGGGUCGUGAAGUAUGAUUAAAAAUCGUUGAUAUACACAAUUUAAUUAUAAUAAAAUAUACCACCCCUUACAGUAUUAAAAUAAAUAUCGUUCAAAAUAUAACUAUAGUAUUGGUCAUUUUUAGAUUACUAUAUAAAUACAAAAUAAUAAUAACAUACUUGGUUAACUAGAUUAAAAAUUCAACAAAUAAGAAUUCUUAUUGUUUUUCUAAUGUAGCAAUAUUUCUAGUAAAAAGCAUAAGCCGUACAAAUUUAAAAUAAAGGAAUCGCGAAGCCAUACAUUUAUCAGCCGUUAAUUUUUUGUACUUUUUAGUUUUUUCCAAUAAUUAUGAAAAUUACUUAAAUAAUCGAAAAAUGGUUUCCCUUAUCAGUAAUUAAAUCUAAAAUGAAAAAGGUCCCUUGUCAUUUUUUGAUUGAAGCAAGAUUUCUAGUAGAAAUAUAAAUUAAAAAAAAAAAAAAACGAACCUACUUCACAUGAUGGGUGGGCCACUGAGAAGUUGGGAAUGUGGAAGGAAAAUUUAAUGUAUAUUUGUACGUAAAAAUUAACCAUUUCCAUCGAUUUUAAGAAAUAUUUCUAAGCAGAGUUCGAUUAUACAUGUUUUAAAAGGCCGUAAUACUUACGAUUUGAAUGUAUAAUAUAUUUAGUAAAUUUUCCAGUUUUACCUACGUUUAUUCCUAUUUAUUAGGAAAACCCCAGGGAAAAUCAAAAAAAUUACUUCUUUAAUUAAAGUAACACCUAUGUCAAAUUUCCUUUCAGAAGAAAUGCUAAACUUGAAAAUUGGAGAAAAGUGUCUGUUAUAAAUGUUGUUCGAAAAAAAAAAUAAACAUUAUUGUAAAACCAACACAUUUCUUGCUUCGUUUAGAAUCUAAAAUGUAUAAUCAUGAAAUUAUUACGUCGUAAAUUAUUGUCCUUUUAUCGGACAAAAAUUAUUGUUAUUUAUGUUAUAAUCGGAGCAAGUAUUCUGGUCGAAGACUGGUUUACGGGGAAAAAAGGCACAGUCAUCAAAGUAAAAGUUUAAAAUUAUAAUGCAUUUCUUGUUUUACUCAAAAUCUAAUAAUAUAUACUUAAAUAAGGAAUUAUACACAUCUUAUAGCUUGAGCGUAAUGUAAUAGAAAUUGACAUUUAUUGUUUAUUUUAUUACUCAAGUUUUUAAAGCUCAAAUUUUAAUAAAAUUCGUAAAAAUCACGACAUUCAAAUAAAAUAUUUUUAACCGAACUUCUCUCAUAAUCGUUUUUCGUUAGCAACGAUUUAUUGUUGUGUACAAAUAUAAAUAAAUUACUCUAUAACUUUAUAUGAAUAUUAAUUAAUGAGUCUGAUGCUAUAACAGACGAACUACGCAUUCUUAAAAGUUCCAACAUCCUGCCUACAACAGUGACAUAUUUAUUUAUUACACUUUCUAUUAUAAUUUAAUUUCGGCACACCCAUCAGCAGUAACAGCUCUUAUUAGUUUUUUUUACUGUCUGAUAACAAAUUUUCUACCAGGAAUCUUAUACUGCGAUUAUCCUCUAUUAGAGGUGGUUUCUAGUAGCAAAUUUUGUCUAGGUGGUGCAUUAAUGAGGCUAUUUUCUUUUAUUUUCCUUGUAGUUUUCGUAAUAAUUGGGAAAAACCAGGAACACAUUUCGAAAAACGGAAUAAUAUACAUAAUAACGGUUUCUGUUAUUCUUGAUUUUUUUUUUAGAUCCUUAUGGCAAAACUCUUAAUUUUAUUAAAAUGACUGUUUUUUUUUUCAGAAAACAGUUUUUUGGUUAAUUAAAAAAUGCUCCAAUUUUCCUUUGUCAUACGUUAAAAUUAUGAAUUUAAAAUUCCUAAAACUUUUUAUGAUUUUUUCACACUAUUUUAUCAAUCGUAGGUAUCCGAAUGCUCGACCAACCAUAUAUGACAGAUCUUAUCGAAGCGAACAGUAUGGGCCACGAACCUGAUUUGAUCGACAUUUACAGCGCUUCUUGGGGACCCACGGACGAUGGACGAACCGUGGAUGGUCCACGUAACGCCACAAUGCGAGCUAUUGUCCGCGGUGUCAACGAAGUAUGUAAUAAACUAAAAUACAUACUUAAAUUUAAAAAAAACGGGAACUUUUGAAAGUUUUUAUAAUUAAUUUUUGAAGUGAUCUGAAUAUAUUUAGUAUAGAUAGUAAACGUGGUUUUAAUAUUUAAGGGUCGUCGCGGUAAAGGAAACAUUUACGUGUGGGCGAGUGGUGACGGGGGAGAAGCUGACGAUUGUAAUUGCGAUGGAUACGCUGCUAGUAUGUGGACGAUAUCGAUAAAUUCGGCUAUAAACGACGGACAGAACGCGCAUUAUGAUGAGAGUUGUUCGAGCACGUUAGCAUCGACUUUCAGCAACGGGGCCAAGGAUCCCAAUACUGGAGUGGUGAGUAUAGUACUACAACAUUAUUAUAGGGGUUACGUGUAAAAACCCUCGCAUUGGAUAUAGUACUCACUUUAAAUAUAGUAAUUCAGAAAAUUGUUUUACUGUAGUUUGUAAUAGGAUUUGCUCGUUGAAAAAUUCGUGCGAGUUAUAAAUUUAGUCAUGCAAAUUCGUGCUAAUUACGUGCUAAAAAAAGUCAGAUUUUUUAAUAAACCAGACGGGUGCAACGUACGUAUAUAUUUAAUCUCUGCAAAAAAAGCAGCCAAUUAUUAAAUAAUAAUAUUUUAUAUAAUCCUGUGUCCUAAAGAAUCCCAACACAAAUACAUCUGUUGGUGUGUUCGUGGCCAGGUGGCCAUUUCUAAGCUGACAUUAAAUAAACUGUAAAAAUAAAUCGGAUGUACAUUCAAUGCUAUACAAAUUAUGUAUGUUUGUUCGAUAGGAUUAUCGAACAGACAUAUUAUAAGUAAAUGAUAAUAGGUAAUUUUUUUAUAGACUAUAAAAUGUAUUCAAAGAUAAGAAUAUCAGGUUAUUUUCGAAUAAUUUUUAUUUGAAGAAAAAAAAUUGUUUCAAAAGAAUAAAAUCAACUUAAUUACUAUGAUAAUAUUAUUAACUUUAAUUAAUUUAAUUUGCUUAUACCUUCAAUUUUCUGGUUAGGUAGGUUUAAUAAUGUUAUAUAAUAGCGAAUUAACAACGAAUAAACCAACUAAGCAAAUUAAAUACAUAAUUUAAUAAUGAUUGAAAUGUAAAUAACUUGAGAAUUUGUUUUUUUCAGGCAACUACUGAUUUAUACGGAAAAUGUACCAAGUCACACAGCGGCACAUCAGCUGCUGCACCUGAAGCUGCCGGCGUGUUUGCUCUAGCUCUAGAAGCAAAGUAUGCUAUACAUGACUUUUUUCAACUGUAUAUUGUAAUAUAUAAUAUGCACCUGAAUCUAAAUCUAUAAAUAAUAAUAACCACGAAAGUUUUGCAUUAUUAUGUAUUUAAAAUUUAAUAGUUUCUGUAUUUUACUUAUUUAUUGUUUUAUUACAAUAUCGUGGUACAAUAUUUAGAUACAAUUGAGUAUUUGACGCAAGUAUCUUCUCCUUCGCCAUUAUCCUUACUAUUUGUUAUACACACGUAUAAUAAUAUUAUUUAUAUUUUUAUUUACUUACGUUUAACAGUCCCGAUUUGACAUGGAGAGAUAUACAACAUUUAACCGUAUUGACUUCUAAACGAAAUUCUUUGUUCGACGCAAAACAUCGAUUCCAGUGGACUAUGAACGGUGUGGGUUUAGAAUUUAAUCAUUUGUUUGGAUUUGGUGUUCUUGACGCCGGUGGUAUGGUCUCCCUGGCUAAACAGUGGCAUUCUGUACCCGCUAGAUAUCAUUGUCAAGGAGGUUCUCAUACAAAAAUUAGGUAAACAAUCAAUAUGUGUUAUAUUUAUAUGUAAUAUGUAAUUAGUUAUUUUCGCAAUACAAAAUAAUAUACUAUAUUAUACUAAAUAAUAGUUAUUCAUAAAAAAAUUAAUUUUUAAUCGCGUUGUACAAUUAUUAUUUUUUUUUAGUGACGUAGCCAGAAAAAAUCAGAGGGGGGAGAUUUAUUAUGUAAAAAUUAAAUUAUAUAUAAAUUAAUAAUAUUUAGUAUUUGCAAAAUAUUAAAAAAUCAUAUUUUAUGGUACAGUAAACUUCAUUUAAUUAUCUAGUAAAUUAUAUCUAACAAUACUAACAAUAUGUAAUUUCUAAACACUUAUAACCAUUUACUCACCUUCACCUAGCUACGCCACUGAUUUAUGUUUAUCAAAUUAUUAUAGCUGAUAGAUUAAAGUGACAAAUGCUAUUAUCUUUUUUAAUAUUUUCAUUACAGAAAAUUCACCAAUAAGUCUGGAAUUAUAUUGAAAUUGAACACUGACGCUUGCAAAGGCACCGAUACACAUGUCAAAUACUUGGAACAUGUUCAAGCGGUAAUUACUCUGAAUUCUACUCGGCGAGGUGAUGUUGAACUCUUUUUGAUAUCUCCGAUGGGUACAAGGUAGAUUAUUCUAAAAUACAAUUUCUAAAAAUAUCAAAUCUUAUAUCAUAUCCUAAUCAUUAAAAAGUAAUCGAAAAUUUGGGAACCGUUGAAUAUGAUAAUGAUACUAAACAAUGAAUCAUUUGAAUAUGUUUUCAGAUCGAUGAUAUUAAGUAGAAGACCUAAUGACGAUGAUAGAAGGGACGGAUUUACUAAGUGGCCGUUUAUGACAACGCAUACGUGGGGUGAAUAUCCGUGGGGCGAAUGGACACUGGAGGUAUAUAAAUGAUACAUAAUUUUUCAAUUUUCAAAAUAUUUCACCAUUAUAAUAUAGAAAUGUUAAGUUACAUUUCUCGUAAGUUUUCUUCUUCUCUCUCGCUCUUGCCCUUUAUCUAAAUGUGACGCCAGUUCUUAGUUUGACUCGGUCUCUCACGUUAACUGUACAUACCUCAGCAGUUAUCGUAUCACUCUUAAUCGUGUAUAAUCAACCUCUCACACAUACACAUAACAUGUCAAUAACAUGUCCAUACAAUUUCCAUCUGUUUCUAUCUCUAACACAUUAUUCUUAAUUUAUAUUUUAUAUUUUCUUCGUUAAAUACUGUUCAACUAACUAAACACAUUCGAGUGAAACUCCUUGAUCUCCUUUUUCCUUUAUCUGUUUAGUCUCCGUACUCUGAUUCUCUUCUACGUUAUAGGUAAAGUUCAAUACACCGUCUUUUGAUCGAUACACAAAGCAAUUCGGGAAAUCACCGAACGCCGGAUCCACAGCGGCCAGAGUGCGUUCCGCGUGGGCCGAUGCCGCAUCGUCUAGGGGCCGUUACGGAAACGUGGAUAUUGACCGGGCAGAAGAGGCCAUGAUGCACACGGGCUUCCUAAAAGAAUGGACUUUGAUGUUGCAUGGUACGCGGGACCCACCGUACAGUGAAUUGGCCGUACUCGAUCCGCAUUCGAAAUUGGCGAUCGUCAAGAAAGCGCACACCAUAGCCGGGCCGGACACCACCGUGACCAUGCAGCAACAAAGCGCAUAUUAAACCCCGUUGAAAAAGCAAAAUUAUAAAAAUAUAUAAUAAUAUUAUAAACACCAAUUAUUAAGUAUAUCUUUACCUAUUUAAUAUUCGCGAUAUAGUUAUACGAAGUUAUCGACAUCCACUAUAAAUUAUAAUAAUCAAUUAUAAUAUUAUAUAGAUAUCCAACAAUAAUUAUUAUAAUAUUAUAUAGUCACUAUAAUUAAUUAAUUAAUUCAUAAUACUGUCGAUGUCACACGACUUGGACGAAUUUAAUACCUAUUAUCUAUCUCUAUACGAAUAUAAUCAUACUAUUUUACUCGACAUAAUCAAAUAUUAUUAUAUUAUAUAGAUAUUAUAUAUAUACGAUUUACCUAUUGUAAUAGUUUAACAAUAUUAAAUUAUUGUACGUUAUAAAAUAUAAACUUAUAAUUUAAAGAAAAAUUAAAAAUAUAUUGCUUACAUUAUAAUGGCCAUUCAUCACCAACUUAACUCUGCUCCCUUAUUCGCUUUGUUACAUGCAAAACUACUAAAUUUGUCAGGAGGUAUAAAGCCGGUUUUUCUGGAAAC